Messenger RNA from Phytophthora infestans T30-4, 1239 nucleotides. RefSeq lists its product as uncharacterized. The record is from RefSeq and is a predicted model, not a curated record. The coding region runs from base 1 to 1239 and encodes 412 amino acids. The transcript is spliced from 5 exons. Lineage: Eukaryota; Oomycota; Peronosporomycetes; Peronosporales; Peronosporaceae.
AUGUCGAUUUUUGGCGGGUCCGAGCGGUUCCCCGUUGAGCCAGCUCGAUCGCCCGGGCCGAUCUACGCCAAGCCCGACAUACGCGCCAACGCGCAGGUUGUUAUGAAGGCCGAGUACAGGCCAGUAGACGAAAAUUGGAAAUGGGGAAAACGUGAGAGCUGGAUUGGCGAAAGUGGUCGAGCCCCUGGCUCCUAUUUCAACGAAAAUAUCAAUUCAAUCAAGACGAGGGCACCGAAGAUGUCCUUCCCCCGAUCGGAUCGUUUCUUAUCGCAAAAGGUGAGUGUGACCGCGGCGAGUCACCAGCGCGAGCUGAUAGCGGCUGAGAGUCCAGGACCAAAGUACAACGUGAACUAUUUAGUCGCAAAUGGUGGCAAGGCUGCACCCCCUAAAUAUUCAUUUGCGGCCCCACAUUCACCCAAGUCUGCAGCUCGUGCUGAAGCUCACAGAACGCGCUUAUUCGACGUCGACAGUCCUUGGCGAGGCCACCGUGAAUCUUGGUUGUCUGUCAUCAAUCGCAACGGGGUAUUGGUCAUGCCAACUUCGCUCUCAAGACCCCGCCAAUCGGCAAAUCAAGGUAGUGCGACGCCGGAACAAGCUCGCACCGAAGACUCUGCACCUCAUUCGCCCAACAACAACGCAAGUGGCAAAAACAGCGGUAAUGCGUUCGGACACGAGCAGCGCUUUGGUAAGAGGCAAAUAGGCGCAUUCAAGCCUCAUUCUCCCGCUGCACGUAAUACCCGCGUCCAGUUUGUGUCAGCUACGCAUUCGCGCGAGAACAUGGGCGAGUUUUCGCCAGGUCCGAUCUACACGCCGUACAAUCCGGAACGCUCCGGAGGAAGAUUGGCUCCGUCACCCAAGUCAGCUCGGCGGCAACACCCACCAGGAAGCCCAGACAGUCCGAAGGAUCCGCACGCGAACCCCAGCAGCCGCAGCUCGUGGCUCGCUGGUGCAGUCCGUAAGUACGACGGACAGGAGAUAGUGUUGCUGCGUACUGGAGACGUUCCUCCUGGUCCGGGCUCGUACGCCGAGCCUCCGUCCUCGUUCGCCACCUACUCACACAACACCAAGGCCAGAGCUAAAGCGAUCAGCUCUUUGAAAAGGGCCUCGCGACCAUCACCGCGACAGACUGGGGCGACGUCCGCUUGCUCCCUGCGCCCGCGACAGCCGCCAUGGCCACCGCGCAAAGGCAGCGCCACAACGAGACCCGCUGAGCCCACAUGGCUAGACGAUGAUCUGUAG